GAUAAGGAUCGUACUACAUUAGUGGCGGUUGUAGUUAUUCCAUUUGCUUGCCUGAAAGACUAAUGUAUUGUGUUUUUACAGAAAUUGUACAGCUCGGUUGUUGCAGGCUGUAGACCUCAUGUUAAAUUCAAGAGGUUUCGUUGUUGUGGACACGAAACAACGGUGCCAUAGCUCGGCAAUUGUUGCUAACUGAGAGCAUCUUGUGGUUCAGGUUGGCGCCUUUACUGUCCCAGCACAGUUUAUGGACGAGAGGCUUCCUACACGCGGAUGAAGGCAAGAACAAUAACAACAAAGCAGUGGUGACAGACUGAAACACAGAGGAGGAGGAUGCCCCAGGAGACUCACUCAGUAGUAAGCGCUGCCCAAGGCUGGCUGCGGUCCACUUGGCAUAUCCAGGUGCCCUUCGCCUGGCUCCAAGCCUGCAUCCAGUGGCUUCAAGGAGAGGCUGGAGGAGCAGGUCAUCUGUCCCAGCAGCAGAUCAAUCAACAGGUUCUGGAUCAAUGGCUUCUGACAGAUCUGAGAGACCUGGACUACCCAAUUCUCCCUGAAGGGCUUGCUCAGGCCCAGAAGACCAAACUCACUGGUACCUUUUGUGUCCAGGUUGACUCACUGUUGGACAUCAGUCAGCCUGCGUAUGGACAGCUGCAGAAAUGGAGGGGCACAGACUGCACCAACGAUGAGGUGUCUGCUGUCACACAGAGGCCCUGGGAGGCCAAAUCUACACGUAUGCUGCUACUACAGAUAACAGAUGGGGUUCAGGGUUUGGAGGCCAUGGAGUACCAGUCCAUCCCUGCGCUCAGUGCAACACUCAGGCCCGGUGCAAAGCUGCAGCUACAAGGACAGAUGGUUUGCAGACUUGGUGUGGUGCUGUUGGGUCCAUCAAAUGUCAAGAUUUUGGGCGGUGAGGUGGAAGACUUGGUGGAGAGAAACAGUCAGGGUAAGGUUCUUUGUUGGACCCUGGGUCUUCCUGAAGAGGAGCAGCAGCAGCAAGAGGAGACAGAAGCCCCAGCACCACAACAACAAGGUAACCAAGAAAUUGAAGACCUGGAGAUAGGCGAUGAAGAGCUGAUGGCCAGUCUGGAGGAUCAAGGUGAGGUCGAAYUGCUUCAGGUUAGACCACCUCGAGACAGCGGCUAUGAGACCCUACAGGAGACCUCAGUUCAGUCUUCGAGAGACUUUUCUGCUAGAAACCUUGUCUCAUCCAGAAGUCAAGCCUCCACUUCAUCUCACAGAAGUUUUCUGACCCAAAGCAACAGAGUUGGUUCAGUCCAAGUCCGUUCCAUUGGUGGCGAACAAGACUCUGAACCUGUUGAGUUUAUGCAAUCUGAUCCAACUCAUCAAAACAGCCAUGAGGACAACCUGGCAGGGGCUGAAUUUUUCGAUGAAGACUUUGAUGAUCUUCCCCUGGAUGAGUUAGAUAGUAUUAUUUUACAAGAAAGCAAUARUGCACAGUCUAAAAGCAGUCAUGGGGACACAACAAGAAACUCCAUCACUGUGAAAGGAACAAUAAGAUCUCAAACUGCUCAGGUUAAACCACGCYCUUUAAGCGAUUCCGGGACAUUCAAAGGAUUGGGCCACUCCARAUCCACCACAGUAAAAAGAGACCAUCGAGGUCUCACCAGAGAUGCGUCGGGCCUGAUGAAAAUGGCAACAUCAAAGCCUUUUGUCUCCUCAACAGUUUCAGCGCCGUCUCAUGAAUUACAGUUUGCUAGUAAUGAGGAGYGCGAUUUUACGGAUGAGGUCAUAGACUGUUUCUUUCAAGAGGAUGAAGACGGUGCGGCAGAGCCUGAGAGAACCCGAGGAAUGACUCCGUUCCCUUCUGAAGAACAAGCUAACAAAACAGAUGUUUCAGGUUUGUUUAACAAAUCAACAAAAACCGACACGCCUCAAGGAAAACCUCACACAGCAGAACCUAACAGAGUAUCUUCACAGAGUGACAGUGACGCCCCUGCAGUCACUCUGACCUCGGCACCUUUUACGUAUUUGUGCUUGCUAGAAGGGCCGAUGCGUAAACCMCAACCCCACGCCGUUGAAAUUCAGGUCAAAGCGUUCAUCGUGACUCUCCUCGGGAAGCUGAGCAGCAGCGACGGCYUUUGGAGCGUCCGCGCGACGAUAUCCGAUGGAACCGGCUACCUGGAUGUGGAGUUAUCCGACGAGGUUUUGACGGGUCUGCUGGGCUUCUCGGUCGCAGAGAAGACGGCUCUGAAGCGCGACCCGGCCCGCAGAGGCGAGCUGGACUCCGGGAUGAAGAGGUGUCAGGAACAGCUGGUGGACAUGUGCUGCAUCAUGACCAUCGUGGUGAAACCAAACAAAGGGGGCGCCGUCGUGGCCAAGGCCGAACCCGUCAGCGACAGAGUAUUCCAGGAGCUGGGACAGAGGYUGAGACGUGAGAGAAAAUGAACUCGGAGGUAGGCAGAAAUGGGGGGAAAUUACCUGUAAUGGAAAAGUACGUUACCCUUAAGCAGAGAGGAAAACCUGCCAAUAAAAACGUGAUUAUAAUUGGCGAUCCACCUGUCCUUCUGCUUCAGUUUUGGGGAGCAGAAMGUGUGAACUGGAGGUCUGAUGAUCUUGUGUUGCCAUCUGCUACAUGUGAAUGUGCCAUUCUGCUGUUUGUCAUUAAAGGAAUUAAUUAAUGUAUUUAUUGUUUUAUUAGAUGGUUAAAACCCACUGCAUCAGUUGCAGCUUAAUAAAACUGUGGCAAAGCUGUAACAAAAUGCUGAUUUAUUAAAAACGAUGCAUUACGAACGCAUUAAAUCAGUCAACCCCGAGUUGGAAAACACACAUUCUUUGUAACACUGAAGGGUUGAGAUGAGAGCACGGAGACGGGGGUCUUCAUAUUCAGAUUGUGGUAAUGAAUUGCCAGUCUUUGCAUCCAUUCAGCACAACCACUUUUUACUGAAAAGUGAUUGAAUAGCCAAGGGCAGCGUGGGUCUUUAAUAAACUUCCCCAGAGGAGAACGAAAUGAAAGGAAGAUAAAUGAGAUGCCACAAGCUUUGAUUUUAUUUUAUUUUAUCUUCCUUUAUGGAACCUGGUUCAUGUUUUGUUUUUAAAUGUUUUAAUUUGUUUGUGGGUUAUUUUUUUAACAUUGAAUUAAAUUCUUUCAAGUUUUA
Molecule: messenger RNA, 3110 nt
Organism: Austrofundulus limnaeus
Lineage: Eukaryota; Metazoa; Chordata; Actinopteri; Cyprinodontiformes; Rivulidae
Gene: rmi1
Product: RMI1, RecQ mediated genome instability 1, homolog (S. cerevisiae)
Exons: 9
Coding region: 328-2400 (690 amino acids)
Biological process (GO): resolution of meiotic recombination intermediates; double-strand break repair via homologous recombination
Cellular component (GO): RecQ family helicase-topoisomerase III complex; nuclear body
Molecular function (GO): nucleotide binding
Source: RefSeq, a predicted model, not a curated record